AUGUUUGCUCGUUCAUUUCGCUCUGGCCAUCGCGUACUGCUGCGUAAUAGCCGCUCACUUCGUAUCGCUAAAGAUAUGACUGAACUUAUUGGUAAUACACCGCUGGUAUAUUUAAACCGUGUAACGAAAGAUUGUCAUGCAAAGAUUGCUGUCAAAUGCGAAUUUAUGGAACCAUGUGCAUCAGUAAAAGACCGUAUCGGUAUGAGUAUGAUACUAGACGCUGAGAAAUCGGGACGAUUGCAAAAGGACACGCAUAUUAUCGAACCUACGUCUGGCAAUACUGGCAUUGGCCUUGCUUUUGCAGCUGCUGUGCGCGGUUACAAACUCACGCUUGUGAUGCCUGAAACCAUGUCUAUGGAGCGUCGUAUCUUGCUUAAAUCGUUUGGCUGUGAUGUGGUUUUGACUCCUGGUGAUAAAGGUAUGGCUGGAGCUGUGGCCAAGGCUGAGGAUCUCAUGACAAAAGAGGGCAGCAAAGCUUUAAUUUUAGGCCAAUUCGACAAUCCAGCUAAUCCAAAAAUUCACUUUGAGACAACUGGACCUGAAGUCUGGCGUGAUACUGACGGACAAAUUGAUAUUUUUGUGGCUGGUGUGGGAACUGGUGGUACAUUGACAGGUACAGCUCGUUAUCUAAAACCAAAGAAGCCCAGUGUGAAAUUUGUAGCUGUUGAACCUGAAGAAAGUCCCGUGCUAUCUGGUGGCAAUCCAGCACCUCAUAAGAUUCAAGGAAUUGGUGCUGGAUUUGUGCCUCAAGUUCUUCAACGGGAUUUAAUUGAUGAAGUUAUUACCGUUAACAGUCCAGAUGCUUUUGCGAUGGCUAAGCGUUUAGCUUUGGAAGAAGGAAUUCUAGUAGGUCCUUCAUCUGGUGCUGCUGUUGUUGCUAGUAUCGAGUUGGCAAAACGUCGAGAAAGCAAAAAUAAGCUCAUUGUGACUAUUUUACCCAGUUUUGGUGAACGAUAUUUAUCGUCCCCUCUUUUUGAAGAAGAGCGCAAGUUUGCUGCAAAUUUAGUCACAUCAAAAUUGCCCUAG
Molecule: messenger RNA, 1026 nt
Organism: Plasmopara halstedii
Lineage: Eukaryota; Oomycota; Peronosporomycetes; Peronosporales; Peronosporaceae
Product: cysteine synthase a
Exons: 1
Coding region: 1-1026 (341 amino acids)
Cellular component (GO): cytoplasm
Molecular function (GO): cysteine synthase activity
Source: RefSeq, a predicted model, not a curated record